This is a messenger RNA of Durio zibethinus, 981 nucleotides long. Its product is annotated as glycine-rich RNA-binding protein GRP1A-like. Gene Ontology annotation, biological process: miRNA transport. The record is from RefSeq and is a predicted model, not a curated record. NCBI's taxonomy places the organism in Eukaryota, Viridiplantae, Streptophyta, Magnoliopsida, Malvales, Malvaceae. Gene Ontology annotation, molecular function: RNA binding.
CUCUAUAAAACCGUGGUUUAGCCCAUUUUUAGUUUAUCAUUCUCUUCUCUCCCCCAAAUACCCUUUUCCUUUUCCCAAUUUCCCUAUCUGUCCCUAGGGUUCUAGUUUCCCCAAAUGGCUUCAGCAGAUGUCGAGUACCGGUGCUUCGUUGGAGGGCUCGCUUGGGCCACCGACGACCGGUCCCUCGAAGAAGCCUUCAGUACAUUUGGCGAGAUCAUCGAAUCGAAGAUCAUCAACGAUCGUGAGACUGGAAGAUCCAAAGGUUUCGGAUUCGUUACUUUCCGUGAUGAGAAAUCUAUGAGGGACGCUAUUGAAGGAAUGAAUGGUCAGAAUCUUGACGGAAGGAAUAUAACCGUUAACGAAGCCCAGUCUCGUCGCAGCAGUGGCGGUGGCGGAUAUGGAGGUAGUGGUGGGUACAGUCGCGGUGGAGGCGGCGGUGGAUAUGGUCGCCGAGAAGGAGGCUAUGGUGGUGGCCGUCGUGAUGGUGGAUACGGCAACGGUGGUGGAUAUGGGGGUGGUGGAUAUGGAGGUGGACGACGCGAGGGUGGAUAUGGGGAUGGUGGAUCUCGUUACUCAAGAGGAGGCGGUGCCUCGGAAGGCAACUGGAGGUCUUAGGCUAAUGGUUAGGGUUUGAGUGGGCUUGGCCAUAUGUGUUGCUUUAAAACGGUUGCUUAGUAGUUAGUGUUGGUUCGAUGUUGUUUGCUCUAUGGUUCUGUCACUGUUUGGAUGUUAUGUUGGGUUCUCUCUUUUUUUGACCGAUGGUUAUGAUGCUUUUAUUACCUGUAUUGUUAGGAGUAAAAAAUGACAUAAAAAUGGAAUGAAGUAUAUAAUAUCUUCUUUUCAAUUCCUUUCCAUCCAAAACCAAAUUUCAAUUUCAGGAGGGUUCAAUGCUGAAUUCCCAGGAAAUAUAGUUCUUAAUAGAUUGUUUAACUAUCGUUUUAUUCAAGAAAUUAUGAUCAAUAUUUUGUAGAUGCUUCUUUA